Messenger RNA from Mycena citricolor, 1618 nucleotides. The record is from the annotation of a GenBank genome assembly. Lineage: Eukaryota; Fungi; Basidiomycota; Agaricomycetes; Agaricales; Mycenaceae.
UGGGAGGGACUGGGCUACGUGAUGCGAGUUGGAAUACUGAUUAGUACCUAGUUGAGAAGUUAAGACGCCACCGAUGGUUCAGGCUAUCGUUAUUUCGUUGACUCAUCGGUUAUUCGAACGCACCAAUCGACAGACCCUCAAACGAGCAUUACGAGUUAGUUCGGGCUGAACUCAGGCUAUCGUCCAUGAUGGCUGUGGUAAAGUACGAUUCAGUUCCGAGUAGCGCUUACAAUUGUCCCACCAGCGGCAAAUUGGCUCGCUUCCGCAAUGGAUGGGAAAUUAAUUCCCUCUGUCUUGGUAAUGUCCCCUUGUGGUGUUGCGUACAGCUGACCAGCGAGGAUCCAAAUAAAUACGCCUGGAAGCAAGAAAGAUCUUCAGUCCCAAGUUCUCCCUUGUUCAACAUGUCUCUCCCAGUGCCUCAGUUAUUCCAGCCGGUCUCUGUCGGCGAAAUGCAGCUCAAGCAUCGCAUCGUGAUGGCUCCAUUGACGCGCUACAGCUCUGACUCCGACCGCGUUCCUCUCUCGCUCGUCAAGGAAUACUACGUCCAGCGGGCCUCACAACCAGGGACGCUCAUUAUUUCAGAGGCCAUGUUCAUCGACGAACGCGCUGCCGGAUACCCCCAUGCUCCUGGUCUGUGGUCGGAGGCUCACAUCGCAGCUUGGAAAGAAAUCGUGGACGCCGUGCACGCGCAGGGCUCGUUUAUCUACAUGCAACUCUGGGCACACGGUCGAGCAGCCCAGCCAGCCACUCUGGGCAAGAAUGCCCACGUGUCUGCAUCCGACAUCCCGCUCAGCUACCGGCCCGCGGACGAAAUCAAACCUCGCCCGCUGUCGACGACCGAGAUCGCCGAGUACCUAGAGCUGUACGCGCGAGCGGCGAAAUACGCUGUGGAGGACGCUGGCUUCGACGGGGUCGAGGUGCACGGCGCGAACGGGUACCUGAUCGACCAGUUCACGCAGGAUGUGAGCAACGUGCGGUCGGACGAGUACGGAGGGAGCAUCGAGAACCGGACUCGAUUCGCACUGGAGGUCAUCGAUGCUGUAGUCGCCGCUGUUGGACCGAAGAAAACGGGCUUUCGAAUUAGUCCCUGGAACAAUUACCAAGACAUGCGGAUGAAGGACCCCAAACCCACCUUCUCGUACCUCCUUGAGCAGAUCAAAGCGCGGCAUCCCGACUUGGCCUUCAUCCACGCCGUCGAGCCGCGAUCCGUAGGAGAGGAUGUCCUCGACGACGACACGCUCUCGGAAGACGUCAGCAACGACUUCAUCCGGGAGAUCUGGGCAUCCGAAUCGCGGCGGCUCAUCUCUGCCGGCGGAUAUAAGCGGGACUCAGCCAUCCGGGACGGCGAGAAAGGCGAGCUGAUAGCCUUCGGGAGACUGUUCAUCGCGAAUCCCGACUUGGCCUCCCGAUUGAUGCACGACUACCCUCUGAAUCCGUACGACCGGGACACGUUCUACCUCGAUGGCGUAUCCGACCCGAAGGGUUUCACCGAUUAUCCCUUUUACGCACCAGAGACGCAGCUUCCUUAGUUUCCCCAGGAAGCGCCCCAAAUAAUUUUUCGAAAUAAAGGCCAGAAAGACAGACUCGAGAUUCGUCCAGUGUUUAGCCAAUAUUACCA